Cannabis sativa is the source of this 1425-nucleotide messenger RNA. RefSeq names its product nicotianamine synthase-like. Gene Ontology annotation, biological process: nicotianamine biosynthetic process. Bases 358 to 1194 code for a protein of 278 amino acids. The record is from RefSeq and is a predicted model, not a curated record. Lineage: Eukaryota; Viridiplantae; Streptophyta; Magnoliopsida; Rosales; Cannabaceae. The transcript has a single exon. Gene Ontology annotation, molecular function: nicotianamine synthase activity.
AAAUAAAAAAGUCCCAAAAACAAAAUGACGUAUAAUCAUAACUUAUUAUUCAUAAUUGAAAAAUAUGAAAAUAGAAACAAUCAUUAUACAUAUUUAUAUAAACAUGGGAUUCAACGAAGAUAUAUCAGUCAAAAUUGAAACCAAAGUUGCAUGAAGCAGCACGCUGACUUUAUUACCAAUAAUAAGAUUUAUCAAAUUAUAAUAUACACACUUCCUCAAAUCCAUGCUUUAUUCAAAUUUCUUGAAUCUAUAUAUAUAGUUGAGAGACCAACUUAAACUUCCAUCAAAGCUCAAAGAACUCAUCUUCAAUAUAUAUCUAUAGCUAUAUAUAACAUCAAAUUAAUCAUAUUCUCCAAAAUGGAAAGUCAAAUGAUCCCAGUUGACCUACUCAUAUCUUAUGUGUUUCAAAUCCACACUAACAUAUCAAAGCUCGAGUCACUUCGACCCUCCAAGCAAGUCAACGCACUCUUCACUCAGUUGGUCAACUUGUGUACCAUUCCUUCUACAAUCGAUGUUAGGGUUUUGCCUCAAGAUCUCCAACUCAAGAGAGAGAGUCUCAUCAACCUUUGUGGCCAAGCCGAGGGUUUAAUGGAGCUAGAAUUCUCUACUUUCAUAACCAAAACACCAAAACCACUCAACAACCUCAACCUCUUCCCAUACUAUGGAAACUACAUAAAGUUAGCUAAAAUGGAGUACAACAUCUUGGCCGAAAAUGGCUCGAUGAGCCCUAAGAAGGUGGCGUUCGUGGGGUCCGGUCCUAUGCCCUUGACAUCCCUAGUCUUGGCAAAUAAACACAUGAAAACUACUCACUUUGAUAACUUUGACCUAGACGAGAAGGCGAAUCGCCUUGCUCGUAGGAUCGUUGCAUCGGAUGAAGAACUCGAGAAGAGAAUGAAGUUUGUGACUAAAGAUGUUAUGGAGUUGAAGGAGUGUCUUGGUGAGUAUGAUUGCAUAUUCUUGGCUGCUCUUGUUGGAUUGAGUAGAGAUGAGAAGGUUAAGAUUUUAGGGCACUUGAGGAAGUAUAUGAAGGAAGGAGGGUUGUUGCUUGUGAGGAGUGCCAAUGGAGCUAGGGCUUUUUUGUACCCUAUUGUUGAGGUUGAGCAUGACUUGGUUGGUUUUGAGGUUCUUUGUGUGUUUCAUCCCAAUGAUGAGGUUAUCAACUCGGUUGUUCUUGUUCGAAAGCCCUUUACUUAGCUAAUUAAAUUAAGUUAUGACAAUGAUAUCUUAAUAAUAAGGUAAGGUUUCAUGGAGCUUUAUCUGUAAUAGUUGCUUACUUUGUAAGAGGGGAGAGAGAGAGAGAGAGAGAGUUUAUUCCUUUUUUGUGUGUGUUUUUAUUUUUAAUUAGUAUUAGCUCCAUUUUCUUUCCAUGAUCUUGGGGAAGAGUGAUUGUGUAGCCUAUCUAUAUAUGUAUGUUUGCGUUUUGUA